Molecule: messenger RNA, 2551 nt
Organism: Otolemur garnettii (small-eared galago)
Lineage: Eukaryota; Metazoa; Chordata; Mammalia; Primates; Galagidae
Product: zinc finger protein 709-like
Exons: 4
Coding region: 65-2551 (828 amino acids)
Biological process (GO): regulation of DNA-templated transcription
Molecular function (GO): RNA polymerase II cis-regulatory region sequence-specific DNA binding; DNA-binding transcription factor activity, RNA polymerase II-specific
Source: RefSeq, a predicted model, not a curated record
AGAAGAGUCUCUACAGAAAUGUGAUGCAGGAAAUCUUUAGAAACCUAGACACUAUAGAAAUCUUAUGGGAAAGACACUCUUUGAAAGUAAAGAAAGUAGUCAGUUUGGAAGAACCUUUGGUCAAAUUCCAGAUCACAUGGUGAGCAAGAAAACUUCUCCUCGAGUAAACCCAUGUGAAAGCAGUGUGUGUAGAAAAGUCUCCAUUGAUCGUUCAUCAUUUAUUAUACCCAUUAAAGCUGGCACUGGACAGAAAGCACCUGAGUAUAAGGAAUGUAGACAAAAGCCAUAUACACAUAAGAAAUGUGAGAAAACUUUCAGUUACCCCCACUCCUUUGGAACACAUGAAAGGUCUUCCACUGGAGAGAAACUCUUUAAUUGUAAGGAAUGUGGAAAACCUUUCAUUUCUCUCACUGGCUUUCGAAAUCAUAUGGUAAUACACAGUGGAGAUGGACCUCAUAAAUGUAUGUUUUGUGACAAAGCAUUUGCUUUUCGAAGUUUAUAUCAUAAACAUGAAAGAAUUCACACUGGAGAGAAACCAUAUAAAUGUAAACAAUGUGGUAAGGCUUUCCAUACCUCCGGUUCUGUUCUAGCACACAAAAUAACUCACACUGGAGAGAAGACUUAUGAAUGUAAGGAGUGUGGAAGAGCCUUUGUUCAUUUCAGUUCCUUUCAUAUACAUGAAAGGACUCACACUGGAGAGAAACCUUAUGAAUGUGAGCAAUGCGGGAAGGCAUUUGCUCAGCAGAGGAGCGUUCAGUGGCACAUGAGAAUGCACACAGGAGAUAGACCUCAUAAAUGUAAGAUAUGUGGGAAAGACUUUUAUUCUCCUGGUUCACUUCAAAGACAUGAAAGAAGUCACUCUGGGGAGAAACCCUAUGAAUGUAAGCAGUGUGACAAAGCCUUAAGUUCUUCAACUUCCUUGCGAUAUCAUGAAAGGAUACACACUGGUGAGAAGCCCUUUAAAUGUAAGUACUGUGGGAAAGCCUUCAGGUCUUCCAGUUUCUUUCGAAUACAUGAAAGGACUCACACUGGAGAGAAGCCUUAUAAAUGUAAGCUUUGUGGAGAUGCAUUCCAUUGUGUCUGUUCCUUUCAUAGACAUGAAAGGAUUCACACUGGAGAGAAACCCUAUGAAUGUAAACAUUGUGGUAAAACCUUCACUUCCUCUACUUCCUUUCAAAUACAUGAUAGAAUUCACACUGGAGAGAAACCCUAUGAAUGUAAGCACUGUGGAAAAGCCUUCAGGUCUGCCAAAGGCAUUCGAAUACAUGAAAGGACUCACACAGGACAAAAGCCAUAUACACAUAAGAAAUGUGAGAAAACUUUCAGUUACCCCCACUCCUUUGGAACACAUGAAAGAAUUCACACUGGAGAGAAACCAUAUAAAUGUAAACAAUGUGGUAAGGCUUUCCAUACCUCCGGUUCUGUUCUAGCACACAAAAUAACUCACACUGGAGAGAAGACUUAUGAAUGUAAGGAGUGUGGAAGAGCCUUUGUUCAUUUCAGUUCCUUUCAUAUACAUGAAAGGACUCACACUGGAGAGAAACCUUAUGAAUGUGAGCAAUGCGGGAAGGCAUUUGCUCAGCAGAGGAGCGUUCAGUGGCACAUGAGAAUGCACACAGGAGAUAGACCUCAUAAAUGUAAGAUAUGUGGGAAAGACUUUUAUUCUCCUGGUUCACUUCAAAGACAUGAAAGAAGUCACUCUGGGGAGAAACCCUAUGAAUGUAAGCAGUGUGACAAAGCCUUAAGUUCUUCAACUUCCUUGCGAUAUCAUGAAAGGAUACACACUGGUGAGAAGCCCUUUAAAUGUAAGUACUGUGGGAAAGCCUUCAGGUCUUCCAGUUUCUUUCGAAUACAUGAAAGGACUCACACUGGAGAGAAGCCUUAUAAAUGUAAGCUUUGUGGAGAUGCAUUCCAUUGUGUCUGUUCCUUUCAUAGACAUGAAAGGAUUCACACUGGAGAGAAACCCUAUGAAUGUAAACAUUGUGGUAAAACCUUCACUUCCUCUACUUCCUUUCAAAUACAUGAUAGAAUUCACACUGGAGAGAAACCCUAUGAAUGUAAGCACUGUGGAAAAGCCUUCAGGUCUGCCAAAGGCAUUCGAAUACAUGAAAGGACUCACACAGGUGAGGAGCCCUAUGAAUGUAAGCAAUGUGGGAAAGCCUUCCAUUAUGACAGUUCCUUUCUUUAUCAUAAAAGGACUCACACUAGUGAGAAACAUUGUGAAUGCAAGCAAUGUGGUAAAUUCAUCAGUUCCACUUCCUUUCAAAUACAUAAAAGAAUUCACACAGAAGGGAAAUCCUAUGAAUGUAAACAAUGUGGGAAAAUACUCCAUUCCCUUAGGUCAUUUCACAGACAUGAAAGGACUCACACAGAAGAGAAACCCUAUAAAUGUAAACAAUGUGGUAAUGCCUUCAGGUCUGCCAAGUCCCUUCAAAUACAUGAAAAAAUUCACACCGGACAAAACCUUAUGAAUGUAAGAAAUGUGGGAAGGCCUUUCACCCUAGUUCCUGUCAAAGACAUGAAAGAACUCAUACAACUAGUAUAUAAUUAA